Messenger RNA from Zalophus californianus (California sea lion), 1657 nucleotides. RefSeq names its product septin-9-like. Gene Ontology annotation, biological process: cytoskeleton-dependent cytokinesis. Gene Ontology annotation, cellular component: microtubule cytoskeleton; cell division site; septin complex. NCBI's taxonomy places the organism in Eukaryota, Metazoa, Chordata, Mammalia, Carnivora, Otariidae. The record is from RefSeq and is a predicted model, not a curated record. Gene Ontology annotation, molecular function: GTP binding; GTPase activity; molecular adaptor activity.
GGGGCAGCUCUUGGCUGCAUUGGCGACAUGGCCGACACCCCCAGAGACGCUGGGCUGAAGCAGGCGCCCGCACCCCAGAACGAGAAGGCGCCCGCGGACUUCGGCUAUGUGGGGAUUGACUCCAUUCUGGAGCAGAUGCGCAGGAAGGCCAUGACACGGUUCAACAUCAUGGUGGUCGGGCAGAGCGGCUUGGGGAGGUCCACCUUGAUCAACACCCUCUUCAAGUACAAAAUUAGCCGGAAGUCGGUGCAGCCCACCUCGGAGGAACGCAUCCCCAAGAUCACUGAGAUCAAGUCCAUCACGCCUGAUAUUGAAGAGAAGGGCGUCCGCAUGAAGCUGACGGUCAUUGACACACCAGGGUUCGGGGACCACAUCAACAAUGAGAACUGCUGGCAGCCGAUCAUGAAGUUCAUCAACGACCGGUACGAGAAAUACCUGCAGGAGGAGGUCAACAUCAACCGGAAGAAGCUCAUCCCGGACACAUGCGUCCACUGCUGCCUGUACUUUAUCCCCGCCACCGGCCACUCCCUCAGGCCCCUGGACAUCGAGUUUACGAAGCGUCUCAGCAAAGUAGCGAACAUUGUUCCUGUCAUCGCCAAGGCCGACACGCUGAGCCUGGAGGAGAGGGUCUACUUCAAACAGCGGAUCACCGCGGACCUGCUGUCCAACGGCAUCGACGUGUCCCCCCAGAAGGAGUUUGACGAGGACUCGGAGGACCGGCUGGUGAAUGAGAAGUUCCGAGAGAUGAUCCCAUUUGCCGUGGUGGGCAGUGACCAUGAGUACCAAGUGAAUGGGAAGAGGAUCCUUAGACGGAAAACCAAAUGGGGCACCAUCGAAGUUGAGAACACCACCCACUGUGAGUUUGCCCACCUUCGGGACCUCCUUAUCAGGACGCACAUGCAGAACAUCAAGGACAUCACCAGCAGCAUCCACUUCGAAGCGUACCGGGUGAAGCGUCUGCACGAAGGCAGCCAUGCCAUGUCCAACGGCGUCGAGGAGAAGGGGCUCGAAGCCCAGGAGAUGUAGACCCACCCUGCCCCGGGGACCCAGACCCCCAGUCCUUUCCAGCACCACCCCCAGGCCCGCCCACAUGCCCCAUUUUAUUUUAUAUAAUUUUCUCCACUUGUCAUCGUUCUCUGCCCCUUUACACGCCGCCAAGUAACAAGAUCACCUGUGCCCUCCUGAAAAAAAUAAAAAAAGAGUACUGCAAUGUGAGAAGGACCUCAACCUGCUAUUGCUGGCUUUGAAAGUAAAAGAAAUAAACCAAGAGACAAAGAAUGUGGUGAAGAAGCUGGGAAUGGCCCUCAGUUUACAGCCAGCAAAAAAGACCUCAAGCCUACAAGCACAGGAAUUGAAUUCUGGCAACAUAAAGGAACGCAGCUUUGCUCAGACCUUGAUUUUCAGCCCAGUGAAACCUGCUGGAUUUCUUACCUACAGUAGUGAAAGAUAAUAAAUUUGUGGUAAGCUGCUAAAUGUGCAGUAAUUUGUUAUAGGGGCAAGAGAAAACAAAUAUGCCCAACAAAGAAGGACUGAGGACCUACUAGGUAAUAGCAUCCUAUAUAUGCAUUAAAUAUUCACAAAGUUUUAAUUAAGAUGUUUUUCUAAACCACAAAUGGAUGUCAUUUCCAAGGCCAAGAUAAAGUAGCAGGAAUCAAAU